Oncorhynchus nerka (sockeye salmon) is the source of this 4350-nucleotide messenger RNA. RefSeq names its product tumor protein p53-inducible protein 11-like. The record is from RefSeq and is a predicted model, not a curated record. Bases 108 to 680 code for a protein of 190 amino acids. The transcript has 6 exons. NCBI's taxonomy places the organism in Eukaryota, Metazoa, Chordata, Actinopteri, Salmoniformes, Salmonidae.
CCGAACAGUACUGUCGCGAUUUGAAUAUCGUGCUGCUUUUCAAAUUCAAGUGAAAGGGCAGCUACUCUUCGGAUUGUGGUCGCUUUUACACUGCCUGUUAGUGUACCAUGGCUUCUAAGCCCCAUCCUCCUUUGAUGAAGAAACACAGUCAGUCAGACCUGGUGAGCCGGCUGAAGACCAGGAAGAUACUUGGGGUUGGAGGAGAGGAUGACGAUGGAGAGGUGCAUAGGUCAAAGCUCAGUCAGAUGUUGGGGAAUGACAUCAAAUAUCAGGUACGAGAGCCUGUUGGACUGAGGGUCUGGAUCCUCAUCUCUGCAGUAGUCUUCACAGUCAUGGCCUUGAUGGCCCUGGUGUUGCCCAAGCAGCUGUAUGACAUAGUGUUUGAAGAGGAGAUCAACAACACCAGUGUCUCCAUCAGACUCUAUGGGGGAGCACUGCUCAGUCUGUCCCUCAUCAUGUGGAAUGGUGUCUAUACACAAGAGAAGAUCAUCAUCCAGUGGACUCUGCUCAGUGAAGCAUGCUACUUUGCCAUCCAGUUUUUAGUUACGUCAGUCACUCUAGUGGAGAUAGGCUCGUUGCCCAACGCUGCAAUCUUCCUCCUCCUCAGCCGAGUAAUCUUCCUCCUUGUCACUCUGCUCUACUACUACUACCUGGGCAGAGGACGACCCAAGAAGAUCUGAUGGCGAGGGGAACUUUGCUUCCAGAUUUGGGCUCAGAGGGAGGUGGGGUGUAUUGAGGGAGGCAGGUAGCCUAGUGGUUAGAGCGUUGGGCCAGUAAAUGUUGCUAGAUCAAAUCCCCGAGCUGACAAGGUAAACAUCUGUUUUCUGCCCCUGAACAAGGCAGUUAACCCACUGUUCCUAGGCCAUCAUUAUAAAUAAGAAAUUGUUCUUAACUGACUUGCCUUUAAAAUUAAGGUUACAUUUUAAAAAAUGUAAUGAGUUUAAAGUGUAGAAAUGUAAUGUGCAGUGGUGGAAAAAGUACUACAUUUACAUACUUGAGUAAAAGUAAAGACACAAUAGAAAAUGACUUAAAUGAAAGUCACACAGUAAAAUACUACUUGAGUAAGUCUAAAAGUAGCUGGUUUUAUAUGUACUUAAGUACAGUGGUGGAACAAGUACUCAAUUGAGUAAAAGUAAAUUCUAUAUAUCAAAUGACUUAUAAUAAGCAAACCAGACGGCACAAUGAUCGCAUUGAAAAGACUGGUCUGAUUGUGUUCAUUCUGGCUGAAUGCGUUGCCUGCGGAUUUCUCCUCAGUCUGGACACAAUCAGGCUACUGAAGGCGCAUAUAGUGGGUGACGUGAUCAGCACUCCUCACACAAGUCUCCAGAAAACGUAUGUUUUGGGACCGAGGCACCGUUUCAUUAUAAAGAUAGUGUUUGCUGGCCUCAUAAAUGCUAGCCAGCUAGCUAAUAUUUAGAAAAACUGUUUUUGCCUGGCUAGAGUUAUGCUAACCCGUUUGCAAUCCCUUUAGAGUAGCUUGCUGGCUAGUUACAGAGGUUAGCUACCGUAGUUAGCUAUUGCCAUCAGUUGUGGUGUCAUUGUCGUAUUUGGCCUAUUCCACCGUUUGUAGAAUGCAUACUGGCAUGUGCAUAUAGUGCGGGGAAAGGGAAUCCGGAGACACUGUGGACACAGUCGACACAUAUACAUUGCAUUCGGAAAGUCUUCAGACCCCUUGACUUUUUUCACAUUUUGUUACGUUACAGCCUUAUUCUAAAAUGGAUAAAAAAAAUAAUAAUCCUAAUCAAUCUACAUACAAAACCCCAAACACAUUUUAGAAAUGUUUGCAUAUGUAUCCAAAAAAAAGUUUCAUAUUACAUUUAGAUAAGUAUUCAGACCCUUUCCUCAGUACUUUGUUGAAGCACCUUUGGCAGCAAUUAUAGCCUUGAGUCUUCUUGGGUAUGACGCUACAAGCUUGGCAAACCUGUAUUUGGGCAGUGUCUCCCAUUCUUCUCUGCAGAUCCUCUCAAGCUCUGUCAGGUUGGAUGGGGAGCGUCGCUGCACAGCUAUUUUCAGGUCUUUCCAGAGAUAUUUGAUCAGGUUCUAGUCUGGGCUCUGGCUGAGCCACUCAAGGACAUUCAGAGACUUGUCCCGAAGCCACUCCUGCGUUGUCUUGGCUAUGUGCUUAGGGUUGUUGUCCUGUUAGGUGAACCUUCGACCCCAGUCUGAGGACCUGAGCACUCUGGAGCAGGUUUUCAUCAAGGAUCUCUCUAUACUUUGCUCCGUUCAUCUUUCUCUUGAUCCUGACUUGUCUCCCAGUCCCAGCCGCUGAAAAACAUCCCCACAGCAUGAUUCUGCCACCAUGCUUCACCGUAGGGAUGGUGCAAGGUUUCAUCCAGAUGUGACGCUUGUUAUUCAGGCCAAGGAGUUCAGUCUUGAUUUCUUCAGACCAGAUAAUCUUGUUUCUCAUGUUCUGAGAGAGUCUUUAGGUGCCUUUUGGCAAACUCCAAACAGGCUGUCAUGUGCCUUUUACUGGGUAGUGGCUUCCAUCUAGCCACUACCAUAAACGCCUGAUUGGUGGAGUGCUGCAGAGAUGGUUGUCCUUCCGGAAGGUUCUCCCAUCUCCACAGAGGAACUCUAGACCUCUGUCAGAGUGACCAUCACCUCCCUGACCAAGGCCCUUCUCCCCCGAUUGCUCAGUUUGGCUGGGCGGCCAGCUCUAGGGAGAGUCUUGGUGGUUCCAAACUUAUUCCAUUUAAGAAUGAUGGAAGCCACUGUGUUCUUGGGGACCUUUAACGCUGCAGAACUUUUUUAGUACCCUUCCCCAGAUCUGUGCCUCACCACAAUCCUGUCUCGGAGCUCUACGGACAAUUCCUUCUACGUAAUGGCUCUGGUUUUUGCUCUGGCAUGCACUGUCAACUGUGUGACCUCAUAGACGGGUGUGUGCCUUUCCAAAUCCUGUCCAAUCAAUAUCAUUUACCACAGGUGGACUCCAAUCAAGUUGUAGAAACAUCUUAAGGAUGAUCAAUGGAAACAGGAUGUACCUGAGCUCAAUUUAGAGGCUCAUAGCAAAGUGGCUGAAUACUUAUUUAAAUAAGAAUUUUGUAAAAACUUGUUCUUGCUUUGUCAUUAUGGGUUAUUGUGUGUAGAUUGAUGAGGGGGGAAAAUGUAAUCCCUUUUAUAAUAAGACUGUAACAUAACAAAAUGUGGAAAAGGUGGAGGGGUCUGAAUACUUUCCGAAUACACUGUAAGUGUAGACACGUGACGCGUUCGGAAUUCCAUGAUCAGAAUCAUAAAGCUGCAUGAAGUUGUCAAGUCUAGACACGACCUCAGACAUCAUUUACAAACACAGUGUUUAGUGAGUCCGUCAGCAGAUCAGAGGCAGUAUGGAUGACAACGUGUUAUAUUGAUAGGUGUGUGAAUUGGAACACAUUGCUAUCCUGCCUGAGCUUUUGAAAUUUGGGUAAAAUGUACAUUUUUUCAGGAAUGUAGUGGAGUAGAAGUUGUAAAAAUAUAAAUAGAUGCCCUCAAAAAUUACUUAAGUAGUACUGUAAAGUAUUUUUACACCACUGGUAAUCUGUACGGCUGACAUGCUUUACGUAAGUCAUGACAGACACUAAUGCCUGGUCUACACAAUAUAUUUCUAUCUGAAAGUACUGUGACGUUAUGUCCUCCUGAACAGGGAUGUAGGAGGGGCUUGGUGCGUGUAUGGGUUAUUAUAUGCAUCCAGCCCCUUGCUAUACUAGACCCCAGAUUUGAUUAUCACCACAGCAGUCAACACAUGGUGGUGUCAUAAUCUGUUCUGUACAUGGAAAUGAGAAAGGGUCUGAUUGUGAAAAUGUACAAAGAGAUUAAGUCAUGCUCCUCCAAAUACUGUACACUACUUGUGUGUGGAACAAGAUUCAGAGUAAAAAAGGUUGUCGUUGUAAAGAAGGGGCAGACAUUUGCAGUAAGGUUGUUCUGGUACUGUACCUCCCAGCCUACCUGUCAUGUGACUUAGUGUGUGUGUCACAAAUAAUACCCUAUUUCCUAUAUAGUGUACUACUUUUGACAAGAGAGCUAUAGGCCCUCAUCAAAAGUAAUGCACUAUAGGAAAUAGGGUGCCACUUGUAAUAGGCCCGAGAUGUACAGAGUAAAUUGAAACACUAGGCUGUGUUUUUAUGUCCAGUAAUUUUGCUUUGUUUUUAAAUUGCAGUAUUGAGUGUGCUCUGAUCUGUGGGUAGAGUUACAUUUUGAACAUGCUGUGACUUCAAGGACCAAGAGUUUUUUUACUUGUGUUUACAUUUGUUUUUCUCAAUUUUUAUGGUGUUGGUGAAGUUUUUACUGUGCAUGAAGUGAAUUCUGUAUACAUUUUCUCUCUCUCUCUUAUCACUUUCUAUCAGUCCUCCAAAUUAAACACAGAAUGUCACGACA